GCGCCCGCUAUCCGGAGUCGGACUGGAAGGGGCGGUGCGCGGCGCGCUGGGGCGCGCUGGGGCGCACUGGGGACUGAGCCCCGGCCCCGCUCCCCAUUGGCCGCCACCUCGGCGGGAGGGGCCGCCUCCGGCUCGUGGCACCUGGCGUCGGCCCUCCGCGGGGAAAUCGGCGGCUGCCCUGCACCGGCGACCGGAGGUAAAGGAACCCGGGGGAAGGCCCCGGGCCCCGGCCGAGCUCUCUGUGACCGGCCCUGUCCUGCGUGCGGCCCCAGCGCCUGCGACGCUUGGAUGUCCCCAGCUCCGGCCGCGCCAGCUGGAAACUUUGACCCGCGAAGUCCCCCGCUUGCCUGACCGCACCGUGAGGCGCCAAGUCGGCCGCGCGCCCUCCGGGGCCCCGGAACCCCGCCAGUCAUUGCCUGGCGGCCCCGUACCCCGCGCCCGCGGCGCCCGGUCGCCAGGAUGCGCUACGCGGACCCCUCGGCCAACCGGGAUUUGUUGGGGAAUCGAACUUUGCUCUUCAUCUUCAUCUGCGCCUUCGCCUUGGUGACCUUGCUGCAACAGAUCCUGUAUGGCAGGAACUACAUUAAGAGAGGCCUCCCGUUUGGUUGGCAGAGUGGUGACCAGCUGACCAAUUGGACGGGGCUCUUUAAUGUCACGGAUGAUCCAGCAGUGCAGAGCGGCAGUGACUCCAGCUCCAGGUACUUUGAAUUUUACGAGGGGCCUUUUGAAUAUAACUCCACAAGAUGCCUGGAGCUGAGGCACGAAAUACUGGAAGUGAAGGUUCUGUCCAUGGUGAAGCAGUCAGAGCUGUUCGACAGGUGGAAGAGCCUCCAGAUGUGCAAAUGGGCGAUGAACAUUUCCGAGGCCAACCAGUUCAAGUCCACUCUGUCCAGAUGCUGCAAUGCCCCUGCCUUUCUCUUCACCACCCAGAAGAACACUCCCCUGGGGACAAAGCUCAAGUAUGAGGUGGACACCAGCGGCAUCUACCACAUCAACCAGGAGAUCUUCCGCAUGUUUCCCAAGGACAUGCCCUACUACCGGUCCCAGUUUAAGAAGUGUGCCGUGGUGGGCAACGGAGGCAUCCUGAAGAACAGCCGCUGCGGGAGGGAGAUCAACAGCGCCGACUUCGUCUUCCGGUGCAACCUGCCCCCCAUCUCAGAGAAGUACACCAUGGACGUGGGGGUGAAGACGGACGUGGUCACUGUGAACCCCAGCAUCAUCACAGAGAGGUUCCACAAGCUGGAGAAGUGGCGGCGGCCGUUCUACCGCGUGCUGCAGGUGUACGAGAACGCGUCGGUGCUGCUGCCCGCCUUCUACAACACGCGCAACACCGACGUGUCCAUCCGCGUCAAGUACGUGCUGGACGACUUCGAGUCCCCGCAGGCCGUCUACUACUUCCACCCGCAGUACCUGGUCAACGUGUCGCGCUACUGGCUCAGCCUGGGGGUGCGUGCCAAGCGCAUCAGCACUGGCCUCAUUCUGGCCACCGCGGCGCUGGAGCUGUGCGAGGAGGUGCACCUGUUUGGCUUCUGGGCCUUCCCCAUGAACCCCUCGGGCCUCUACAUCACCCACCACUACUAUGACAAUGUCAAGCCGCGUCCCGGCUUCCACGCCAUGCCCUCCGAGAUUUUCAACUUCCUGCACCUGCACAGCCGAGGCAUCCUUCGGGUGCACACGGGCACCUGCAGCUGCUGUUGAUGGCGGUCUGCCAGGCUGCCCAGCAAGUGGCACAUCCUCUCCUGCUGUCCCUCCCAGUGGAAUUCGGAGCCCCGAGCCAGGCAGUGUGGGAGCCUGGCGUUCAGGCUGUCCCUUUCUCCACAGUUCAGCUUUGUACUUGGAUCCUGGGGAGGGGAGGCAGGGUUAGGUACCGGGGCAGAGUCAGCUCUCAGCCUCCUGGCCUGGCCCCCAAGGGUGCCUCCACCUGCCCUGGCUAGCAUGCUACUGGGCCACACCCCAAGAUCAGGGGCUCUGGGGACUGCAAGUGAAUCAAGCACAUUUCCACUAACUUUUGCCAUCCGAGAGAGAGCACAAAGUGCAGGCCCCUGUUGCAGCGGAAGGAAGGCCCUACAGAGAAUGGAAUUGAGGGAGGAGACAGGACACUUCACAGGACACAUGAGCACAGUUGAGAUUUUAUUAACACUUUUGGUUCCUGAGUUUUAUAUUGAAGACUUAGCUAUGAAAUUCUAUCUAAAUCUCAGAGCUUAGAGGCCAACCCAGUGACUAGACCUUCCAGUGAAGAAAGCAUAUCUUAAGAGGUCGAGGGACUUAACAGCCAAGCCACCCCACCCGACAUUUUCUUCCGUGACACCUAGAGACCUAAUACAAGGCAAGGCCUGUGUCAUGUCUUAGCUGAGACAUCAUCAUCUGAGAAGCGCCACACUACCCUUUCAAACACAUCCUUGGACACACACGCAGUCUUGGUGCCUCCAGGUUCAAUCCUGCAUUAGCUUUUUUGAUGAGAAGGAAAUAAACCAGACCAGCCACUUGCACUAUGGCUUCCAAGCCAAUGUUAUUGACUCAAUAAGUGCUUAGCAAAUUGGCUUCCUCUUCUGUCUCCCUAUUUUCAGCUCCAUUUAAACCAGGAGUUAUUUAUAAAGACCUCUUCCUCUCAUGUCUAUGAAUCCAGCAGAAUCCUGCUGCAUCGUGUUCCUCAGUUGGAACCGUAGCCUCUGGGCUGGAAAGCACUGACAUGUGAGGCGGUGAGCUUAGCAGAGAGAAGCGAAUUGUGGCCUCCGACACCAGCAUCACUGAGGCUUCUGCUAUGAAGAUGUGACUUCCCACAGCGGACCCCUGGGCCUGGGCUUGGGGCAGUCAGCUGGGCUUAGGAAGAGAGGGGUUCACAUGUCAUUUCUCGUCUGACAUUAAUUCCCUUUGCUUCUCCCUGUGGUGUUUCCACCAAAAUGGGACUAUGUCUAA
Messenger RNA from Cebus imitator (Panamanian white-faced capuchin), 2916 nucleotides. It is a transcript of the gene ST8SIA5, whose product is annotated as ST8 alpha-N-acetyl-neuraminide alpha-2,8-sialyltransferase 5. Bases 460 to 1698 code for a protein of 412 amino acids. The record is from RefSeq and is a predicted model, not a curated record. Gene Ontology annotation, biological process: oligosaccharide metabolic process; N-glycan processing. The transcript is spliced from 8 exons. Gene Ontology annotation, molecular function: alpha-N-acetylneuraminate alpha-2,8-sialyltransferase activity. Lineage: Eukaryota; Metazoa; Chordata; Mammalia; Primates; Cebidae.